Molecule: messenger RNA, 1641 nt
Organism: Anopheles funestus (African malaria mosquito)
Lineage: Eukaryota; Metazoa; Arthropoda; Insecta; Diptera; Culicidae
Biological process (GO): sensory perception of taste
Cellular component (GO): dendrite; membrane; neuronal cell body
Source: RefSeq, a predicted model, not a curated record
AACGUUGUGCAAGCGAGAAACUACUUGUUUGGUGUUCUAAAUAGACUACUGCACUAUUGUGCUUGCCACAAAGCAUAUUAAAACACAAGCGUUAAGAUGAAUAACGAUAAUACGAAACCCACCGACAGCACCUUCUGUAAAAUAAUGAAACCGAUCUACUACAUGUCUAAGGUGGCCGGUCUGUGGCCCCAGUCAUUUCUACGUACAUCUCCCGGUGUAACGGUGCUAGAUAUUGCCUACCUGUUGGUACUGUACGUCAUGUUUUGCUUUUGCAUACUGGUUAAUGUUAACGCCAAGCUGUGGGACUACUACAUGAAACCAUUCGAGUCGGACAUUUUGCGCUACGGUCUGCAAACGCAUCUGCUGAACGGAUUGAAUCUUGGAGUGCUCAUUAGUACGAUCAAUGUGGUACAGUACAAACGGAAAUGGGAUUACAUGGAGCUGCUGGACAACGUUACGAAGGUGGUCGAACAGGAGUUUCACGUGAGAUAUCCAAUCCGUGUGGUGCAAACGUUCAUUACGUUAAUAAUUUCUGCUGAGAUGCUUUACCUUAUGCUGGUAUUGUCCGGUUACUAUUAUCUCAUCGAUCAGACGUUAAACAUUACUACAACCUACCUGUACGUGUCUUACUACAUGAUGAACAUCUCGUUGCUGGCGCUGUUAAACGAAUACACUUAUUUUACGGUGCAUAUACGCCGACUGUUUAUGAUAGUGAAUCGAUUACUUAAGCAAUUGCUUUUGACCGAUGCUAACAGCAGCGAUACGGUUCUGCUUGAUCAGAAUCGAAAGAGUAAAACGCCAACGAUUGCGUAUGAUGAAAUUUUCACUAUUUACGGUAGAGGACCUAGGAAGGAUUUUGAAACUAAUGCUGGAAACAUUAAAACGAAUGGUCCAUCAAAGGUGACACAGUAGGUCCUGCUUCGGCCGGUUUUAACAAACUGUCCACUAGCACUGUAUAUACCACGUAAGAAAAAGAAAGAGGAUGGUUUUUUUGUUUCUCAAUGUCCCUUUAAUUCACGCACUUUUUCUUUAUGCAGGUACGUUACACAGUUCAAGAUCGAUCAACAUUCUAGCAUGGAUACGAUAGUGAAAACCAUCAAUCGUUUAUCUGUACUGCACUAUCAUCUGUGCGACGCAAUCAGGCUGGUCAAUCGCAUAUCCUCGUUACCGCUAAUGCUUCAUUUCGGUGCCAUGUUUGUGUUUCUCGUGUUUGGUCUCUUCACGUUCUACAAAGCAUUCAAUUCUGGAUCAUGGGCAUUUCGAAUUAUGGCGAUGGCAAAUGGGGCUUGGAUUGCUUUUUACAUUGCGGGAAUUUUGGUAGUUAUUACUGCUACCACGGCGGCACAGAACAGUGGACGGUUGACCGGAGACAUUGUUCAUCAGAUCAUUCGGAAACAUCAGAACCAUUUUUCGGUCGAUGUUAUCGAGAAGCUUUCGACUCUAUCUCUUCAAGUGAAAAUGCGCGACAUGUCGUUUUCUUGCGGUUUGUUUCAUUUCGACUGGAAUCUCGUUGGUUCGAUUCUUUCAGCGCUUGCAAUGUACCUGGUGUUCCUUAUCCAGUUCGACGUAACUCCACCGGUUGGACUUUCGUCACCCAAUUUGACCAUCCCAUCGAUUGAAUUGAUUAAUUUUACUGUCUAA